Messenger RNA from Sapajus apella (tufted capuchin), 2485 nucleotides. Its product is annotated as presenilin-1. The coding region runs from base 226 to 1380 and encodes 384 amino acids. Gene Ontology annotation, biological process: membrane protein ectodomain proteolysis; amyloid-beta metabolic process; Notch receptor processing. The transcript has 9 exons. Lineage: Eukaryota; Metazoa; Chordata; Mammalia; Primates; Cebidae. Gene Ontology annotation, molecular function: aspartic endopeptidase activity, intramembrane cleaving; beta-catenin binding; cadherin binding. Gene Ontology annotation, cellular component: membrane raft; lysosomal membrane; neuronal cell body. The record is from RefSeq and is a predicted model, not a curated record.
UUACUAUUACCUUGAUUUUGCUGAGAGUCUGAUUUACUGAAAAAGUUUUUCUUGUGCUUAUAGAAUGACAACAGAGAACGGCAGGAGCACAAUGACAGGCGGAGAGUUGGCCACCCUGAGCCGUUAUCUAAUGGACGACCCCAGGGUAACUCGAGGCAGGUGGUGGAACAAGAUGAGGAAGAAGACGAGGAGCUGACAUUGAAAUAUGGCGCCAAGCAUGUGAUCAUGCUCUUUGUCCCUGUGACUCUCUGCAUGGUGGUGGUAGUGGCUACCAUCAAAUCAGUCAGCUUUUAUACCCGGAAGGAUGGGCAGCUAAUCUAUACCCCAUUCACAGAAGAUACCGAGACUGUGGGCCAAAGAGCCCUGCACUCAAUUCUGAAUGCUGCCAUCAUGAUCAGUGUCAUUGUUGUCAUGACUAUUCUCCUGGUGGUUCUUUAUAAAUACAGGUGCUAUAAGGUUAUCCAUGCCUGGCUUAUUAUAUCAUCUCUAUUGCUGCUGUUCUUUUUUUCAUUCAUUUACUUGGGGGAAGUGUUUAAAACCUAUAACGUUGCUGUGGACUACAUUACUGUUGCACUCCUGAUCUGGAAUUUUGGUGUGGUGGGAAUGAUUGCCAUUCACUGGAAAGGUCCACUUCGACUCCAGCAGGCAUAUCUCAUUAUGAUUAGUGCCCUCAUGGCUCUGGUGUUUAUCAAGUACCUCCCUGAAUGGACUGCAUGGCUCAUCUUGGCUGUGAUUUCAGUAUAUGAUUUAGUGGCUGUUUUGUGUCCAAAAGGUCCACUUCGUAUGCUGGUUGAAACAGCUCAGGAGAGAAAUGAAACACUUUUUCCAGCUCUCAUUUACUCCUCAACAAUGGUGUGGUUGGUGAAUAUGGCUGAAGGAGACCCGGAAGCUCAAAGGAGGGUAUCCAAAAACUCCAAGUAUAAUGCAGAAAACACAGAAAGGGAGUCACAAGACACUGUUGCAGAGAAUGAUGAUGGCGGCUUCAGUGAGGAAUGGGAAGCCCAGAGGGACAGUCAUCUAGGGCCUCAUCGCUCUACACCUGAGUCACGGGCUGCUGUCCAGGAACUUUCCAGCAGCAUCCUUGCUGGUGAAGACCCAGAGGAAAGGGGAGUAAAACUUGGAUUGGGAGAUUUCAUUUUCUACAGUGUUCUGGUUGGUAAAGCCUCAGCAACAGCCAGUGGAGACUGGAACACAACCAUAGCCUGUUUUGUAGCCAUAUUAAUUGGUUUGUGCCUUACAUUAUUACUCCUCGCCAUUUUCAAGAAAGCAUUGCCAGCUCUUCCAAUCUCUAUCACCUUUGGGCUUGUUUUCUACUUUGCCACAGAUUAUCUUGUACAGCCUUUUAUGGACCAGUUAGCAUUCCAUCAGUUUUAUAUCUAGCAUAUUUGCAGUUAGAAUCCCAUGGAUGUUUCUCCUGUGACUUUAACAAAAUCUGGGGAGUACAAAGGUGACUUUCCUGUGUCCACAUCUAACAAAGUCAAGAUUCCCAGCUGGACUUUUGCAGCUUCCUUCCAAGUUUUCCUGACCGCCUGCACUAUUGGACAUUGGAAGGAGGUGCCUAUAGAAAACAAUUUGAACAUACUUCAUCACAGUGAACUGUGUCCCUCGGUGCAGAAACUACCAGAUUUGAGGGACAAGGUCAAGGAGACAUGAUGGGCCCGGAAGUUGCUGUGCUCCAUCAGCAGCUUUCCCUCGGUCGCAGGAAGAUUUCACCAACACUGCGGACUCUCAGGACUACCGUUACCAAGAGGUUAGGUGAAGUGGUUUAAACCAAAUGGAACUCUUCAUCUUAAACUACAUGUUGAAAAUCAACCCAAUAAAUCUGUAUUAACUGAAUUUGGAACUUUUCAGGAGGUACUGUGAGGAAGAGCAGGCACCAGCAGCAGAAUGGAGAGGUGGGCAGGGGCUCCAGCUUCCCUUUGACUUUUUGCUGCAGACUCAUCCUUUUCAAAUGAGACUUGUUUCCCCUCCUCUUCGAGUCAAGUCAGAUGUGUAGAUUGACUUUGGCAAUUUUUGUUCUUAAGCACUGACACUUAUUACCAUCUGUGAUUGCCAUUUCUUUCCAAGGCCAGUCUGAACCUGAGGUUGCUUUAUCCUAAAAGUGUUAACCUCAGGUUCCAAAUUCAAUACAUUCUGGAAAUCACAGAACUAUUUCCCAUCGAUUCUCCAUAAUCCUGAAGUCAAUUUUGGAUUUUCCACCAAAUUCUGAAUUUGUAGACAUACUUGUAAGUUCACGUGCCCUGGAUGCCUCCUCUGUCCUCGUUCUUCUCUCACUCCCACACAAGCAGUCCUAUUCUACAGCCAGUAAGGCAGCCCUGUUGUGAUAGCAGAUGAUCCCGUUAUUCUAGGGUUUUACUCUGUAUGAUGAAAAGAAUGUGUUACGAAUUGGUGCUGUCAGCCCUGCUGUCAGACCAUUUCCAUAGCAAAUGAAAUGUAUGCCCAAAGACAGUAGAAUUAAAGAAGAGUAAAAUGGCUGUUGAAGCAC